AUGUCCGCAGAACGCACCCCCUCCAUCUCCACGCUCUCCAUCCACGCCGACGACGCCCAUGCCACCCGCCGCAUGAACGAUGUCGCCCCGCCCAUCCACGUCUCCACAACCUUCCACUACCCCCGUGACCCCGACGCCCUAAUCCCUUUCUCCGACCUCGUCGCCGCCGCCGCCGCCGCCGACAACACCUCCGACAAGCCCUCCCUCCCCUACAUCUACUCGCGCCUCGCCGCCCCCUCCACCACCCGCCUCGAGCAAGUCCUCAGCACCCUCCUCCACGGCCCCACCACAACCUACGCCAGCGGCCUCGCCGCCUUCCACGCCAUCCUCGUCCGCGUCAACCCGCGCCGCAUCGCAAUCGGGAACUGCUACCACGGCUGCCACAACGUCGUAAAGAUCUUCUCCCGCCUCACGGGCCUGCAGGUCCUGCCGCUCGACUGCGCGCCCGACGACCUCCACCCGGGGGACCUCAUCCACCUCGAGACGCCGCUCAACCCUGACGGCACGGCGACCAGCAUACGCGAGUAUGCGGAGAAGGCGCAUUCGCGCGGGGCACUGCUGUGUGUGGAUGGUACGUUUGCGCCGCCGCCGCUACAGGAUCCGUUUGCACAGGGGGCAGACUAUGUGUUGCAUUCGGCGACGAAGUAUAUUGGCGGGCAUUCGGACCUGCUGGGCGGGGUGGUGGCGGUGAAGGGGAGGAGGAGGCGGGGAGGUUGA
Messenger RNA from Morchella importuna, 717 nucleotides. RefSeq lists its product as uncharacterized. Gene Ontology annotation, molecular function: carbon-sulfur lyase activity; pyridoxal phosphate binding. The coding region runs from base 1 to 717 and encodes 238 amino acids. Gene Ontology annotation, biological process: transsulfuration. Lineage: Eukaryota; Fungi; Ascomycota; Pezizomycetes; Pezizales; Morchellaceae. The transcript is spliced from 2 exons. Gene Ontology annotation, cellular component: cytoplasm. The record is from RefSeq and is a predicted model, not a curated record.